UUUGUGUUCUUUUAAGUGUUAGCGAGCUGGGAAAUUGAGCUUUCUUGCUGUUAUUAUUCCCAUUUAAGAGUCGUGUUAUGACCCCUUCUUUGUGUACCUCAUGACUAGACGAGGCUUACAAUGAGUUGUUAAGGUUACGGCGGGAAGACUAUCCUGCCGUUUUGUGCUGCUGGCCAAUUGGAAAGAAAGUCUUCUGCCAUUAAAUUCAUGCACACGAGAAAUAUUUGCUUAUGCUUGAAUGAAUUCGGUGCUGUUGUUUGGCUCACGUCACGUACUCCUACCCUAUCGUCUUGAUUGCUUUUGUUCGGUAUCUUUUUGGUAUUUCGGUCUCGCUAUCAGUCACCGAAUAAAAAACUUCACGUAAAAAAUUAAUAACGUUUUUGCUUGACUAUAAUGAAAUGGAAGAAUAGGUAUCCUGCUAUGAUAAGCUAAUUUCUGUUGGAACCAUUGGAUACUGUUGUGACCUUCCUACCAAGUUCUAGCCUAACCUAGGUAAACUGACCCUGUCCAAGAGAUCUGUGUGAAGGAAGUCAUAUACAAGAAAACAUGUUGACAAAGGUGUUUUCGGAUGACGAAGCCUUGAUAAACAAAAAGGUACCCAGGGAGCUCCUAUUACAUGUAUUUUCAUAUUUGGAUGUUGUUUCACUAUGCCGAUGUGCUCAGGUAUCUCAUUACUGGCAUGUGCUGGCUUUGGAUGGCUCAAAUUGGCAGCGUAUUGAUCUCUUCAAUUUUCAGACAGAUAUAGAGGGUCGUGUUGUGGAGAAUAUAGGUAGGAGAUGUGGUGGCUUUUUAAAACAGUUGUCAUUACGGGGAUGCCAGAGUGUCACUGAUUCCGCCCUUGUCACAUUUGCUGAAAUGUGCAACAAUAUAGAAGAACUUAAUCUUAAUUAUUGCAAAAAUAUAACUGACAAAACUUGCACAGCACUCAGCAGACAUUGUCCACGAUUAACAUGGUUGGAUUUAGACUCUUGCUCACAAAUAAGUGAUAUAUCAUUGAAAGCACUUAGUGAUGGUUGCCCAAACUUGGAAUGGAUAAAUGUCUCAUGGUGUGACAAUAUUACACAGAAUGGUGUUGAUGCAUUAGCCCAUGGUUGCCCCAAAUUACAAGGUUUUGUAGGCAAAGGAUUAAAAGCUCUCACAGAUGCUGCACUCAUAUCUCUUGCCCAGUACUGUAAAAAUCUGGAACACAUCAACUUAUGUUCAGCUGCUGCAAUAAGUGACAGAGGAGUGGUUGCCUUAGCAGAAAACUGUGUGAAGAUCCGUUAUUUGUGUCUGAGCAAUUGUGUACAUCUAACAGAUACUAGUCUUGUUGUUUUAUCUCAGCACUGCACACAUCUUGAGACCCUUGAGGUUGCAUCAUGCUCACAGUUCACAGACAAUGGAUUUCAGGCUUUGGCUCGGACUUGUCGAAUGCUUGAGAAAAUUGACUUAGAAGAUUGUGUGCUGAUCACUGAUGCCACUUUAAAUCAUUUAGCUUCAGGAUGUCCAAGACUCGAGAAACUUAGUUUAUCGCAUUGUGAGCUGAUUACAGAUGAAGGUAUUCGUCAUCUUGGAGUAUCACCAUGCUCAACAGAACAUUUGGCUGUGCUUGAAUUAGACAAUUGUCCCCUUAUCACUGAUGCAUCUUUGGAUCAUCUUCUCUCUUGUCACAAUCUUCAGCGUAUUGAGCUUUACGAUUGUCAACUAAUAACACGGGCAGGCAUCAAAAGACUUAAGAGUCAUCUGCCUAAUAUCAAAGUUCACGCAUACUUUGCUCCUCAAACACCACAGCCAGCAGAAGGUAGAUCUAGACAACGGUAUUGUCGAUGCUGUGUCAUUCUUUGAGGUUGCCAUCUGUUACCUGGGCUGUCUUCCUGUUAGAGAGAGUGGUCCAUCUUGAAGAACCCUUGGGUGAUCUUUAUUUUCUGUAUCUUCUUUCCUACCUGUUAUCCUCAUUAGCAGUGUUGCAGAAGGGUUCAUUCAUAAUGUGGAGGCACUCUGCAAAGGUAUUUGAAAUAGUGAUUUUGAAUUAUUUCUUAACCUGUUGAGGGUACAGCUUUUAAUCUCAACUACUGUGAUUUACAAGAGGAGCCUGUCAUCAUAACCAAGGUUUUGGGUAUCGUGUCACCCAGCGUUUACUCUGUUUUUCCUGCCAAUCAUAUAAGUUUAAGGUCUCUUUGGUACCAUGAGGGUUUCAGUACAACUGGAAUUCCAGAUGUUAAUAUUAAUCAAAUGAACAUAAGACAUUAAGUGAUCACAGUAUCACAGGAGGUUCAUGGGUCUGGCAUGUGACUACAUGAAUUAUUUAAACAACUCUUCAGUCAGAUCAAUCGUUGAAAAGCAAUUCAUGGUUCCAAAUUUGACUAAAUACAACAAAAUGCAAGUACAUAUAGAUAAAAGUGCUUCUUUAGAGACAUGAUUUGUUCAGGCUGUGUAAUCUUGAUUCAUUGUGAUCAGGAGUGAGCAAUUUUGAGCUUUGAUCUUCUUCCCUUAAGUAAUUUGUUAAUCAGGUGCAGAGGAAUAGCCUUUAUAUCAUUAGAUCUGAAGUACACAGAAAUUAAUUAAUUGAUAUUUAAUUAACAGGAGCUGGUCUUUUUUAGAGAGUGGUAUAUGAUGGCACCCAAACCUCCUUUCUGUGUUAGCAAAGCAUUGAUAUUUUAAUUGGCAUAAGUAAGUGGCUUUAAAACAUGAAAAUACGGUUUAGACUUUCAGCCACAAUAACUCAAAAGUAGAGUAGGUUGGUGACCCUUGUAUUACAUCUAAGGGAUGUAAAAUAUAUCUAAAACUGGGAGAUGUUAAACUUUCGAAUAUGAAAAUUGAUGUCGUCAUAAAAUAAUCAAAUCGCUACAAUAUGCAAUUUAAAAGUUUUUGUUUCUAAGAGGGAUUUCACCUCCCCACUAUUGAUAAUUACCUCUAGUUCAAGCUUUGCUGUGUGUAGCUGCUAUUGAAUAUUGAGUGGUCUUGGACUUUAUUAAUAUGUGAAUGAUGCAUAGCUAUAUCUUCAGCCUUAAAGUGUGUGUGUAAGAUACUUGAAAACUUAGACGCAUGUCAUUCUAGGGCAAGAUAUUCUGUUUAUUACAAUAAAAAACAACCACAUUACCUGCAGGAGAGGCAGCAUCAAGAAAUAGGAUACAACCAUAUGUUUUAUUUAAUAUUUUUUAUUUGGGCACUCUGCAUUUGCAGUGAGUUUGGUGUAUACUUUGUUUUGAUCGUGAAUAUUGAGUGCAAGGAUCGGGAAAAGGAAGCUUUUGAUGAGUAUAAAGAGAGAAUAAUGGAAUGAAGAAUAACUCAGUGAUGAGCAAUAUCACAAAGAGAGAGCAAAAGCAGUAAUAAAAAUAUCAUUUGUGAAAGCCAUUUCUUGGCAUUUGAAACUAUACUAUGUAAUUUAUUUUUGAGUACACACCACAGCUAACUUUCUAGAAUAAAAAUUGUAUGUCACAACUCACAAAUAGAAUUUAUGUUAAAAUGUUACAGUUGAUGGCUAACCUUAUUGCAGCAAAGACUAGGCUCAUUUUACUGUAAAACCAGCUAUGGCAUUUUGAUCUUCCACCUGUAGAAUUUGAGUUCAUUUUAGGUGCAGUACGACAGCUUAUUAAAAUUGUGCGCUGUUAUUAACGAAGGAGUUUUCUCCAACUUGAUUUACUUGCUUUAUUCAAUAUGUUGUACUAGUUACAUCUGCUUUGCCAAUUUGUCAGCUAACACAUCAAGAAUUGGUAGAGUGCUUAAUGCAAGAAAUUAAGUUUCCCCAUCUCUCUGAAUUCUAGGAGCUUGAUGAAUAGCACAUCUCUUGCAAGACAGAGGGCUUAAGUUCAAUAUAAGGCAGGAAAUUUUACUGUGGUUAUGGAGUUUUUCACUCAUAUAAGACUAUUGUGCUUCUUGAACUUCAGAGUAUCUCGGUAUUAUAGUACAGUUUGGAAGUUUAGCAAUAUUUGCUACUUAUCCAUGUAAUAUACCACAAAGGUUUCUGGCGUUUCAUUAAUAAGGAUCAUCAGUUUUUUAAACUUCCCUUGUUUUGAUCUUAGUAAGAAUACUCAUUGAAGUGCUAGGUACAGGAAGAUGAACUUAACAAAGCAUAAAUGAAUCUCAAGAAUGAAAAAUUGGGGGGAAUUACUAGUAGCAUUGCCUUCAUAUUAACAUUGCCAUAGAUUUCAGAUCCAACUACUUUUCCAAUGUAGCUAGUUGUUGAAUUAGAGCUACACUAAGUUGCUUUUAUGGUAGUCUGAUCCAGAAGAUAGUAUUUGCAUUUUUCAUUUUCUCAUAAACUUUAUUUUUAAAUUGUUACUUUUGAAUGGAAAAAUAUUGAUGUUUGUAUGGGGCUAUCAAAAGUGAAACGACCAUCCAAGGCUACAUUCCAUGAAAAAAUGUUUUCCGUUAUUCAUCAAAAAAAGUUAGCCAAAGAUAGUUUCCAUGCAGUGUGAAACAGAGUAAGAAUUGAACAACAUAUGUUAGGAGAUUAUUUGUUACUAUUAUAAAAUAUUUACAAAUGCCCCAUGUUAUGAAUAGAAAAACAUUGUUUCAUCAGACAAUAGGCAUAAACUGAUUCCCACUGAAUAUGGUGUCAAUAUUUUAAAUGGGAAGACGUCAGUUGAUGCGCAGAAGUUACUUAGGACAAUAAAAGGGUGCAAUCAGACAAUAAAAGGUUAUUGCAACCUUAAGCUUUUGUUUUGAAAAAACAUUACAGUACUACGUACUUGAAAAAAUUAAGGUAGCUUAUAGAAUUUAUUAACAAAAAUAAAGACUACUAUCUGGUUCAUUUGAAAAAUAUUGAAGUGCCACUUAAUGAGAAUAAUAAUUUUAUUUUGGUAUGGGAAGUAACUUUUGGUUGUGAAUAAUUUGCUGUAUCAAUGCCUUUAGCGAAUGAUUAAUAAAGUUCUAUUUGUCUUCACCAUAAGUCGUAAAGUGGAGGUUACUGAGUUUUAAGGUUGAAUUCUAAAUUGCCGAUGAUUGAUAUGCUAGUAAGAACAUAGAUAAUUGUGAAAUCUGAACUACAGCAUAAUGUUGUUAUGAUGACAACAUUGUUGUAAUAAAGGAAAAAAAACUGGUUAUGAUAAGGCAAUUUUCCUCUUUUGCUCUUGUUUACUACAAGAUAUUUAAUAUGAGGCAUUACAUAAACAAUUUGAGUAAAGAGGCUGUAGCUGUGAUGAUUUUAAAUUUUAGAAAAAACGUGCAUAUCUGAAUCACUUGAAGAACUGUACUUAAGGAGGAUCAUAUCAAUCUCAAAAUUGCAUUUCACAAAACCUUUUUAGUCUGUAUCCUUUGAUAAAAGCAUUAAGAACUACAAACAUUUAUUCUGUGAUCAAAAUAUUUCUGUGCUGUAAUUUCAAGGUAGUUUUUUUAUUUUACUUGCAAAACAGGCGAGCAGAGAUAUUUAUUUUAUCUUUUUUUUGUAUUUUUUUGAUGAAAUCUUAAAGAUUUCCUCAUCUGUUUGUAUGAUCUCCCCAGUGUUGAGUCCCAUUCUUAUCAAACCCUUUUUUUUUCAUAUUUUGUAAUUUGAAGCAUGUGUAACCACCUGUAUAUCUUACAGUUUAACAUUACUAAUGUAUGACUUUAGUUUUGCUUAUUCCUUCAAAAAGUUAGUAAUAUUUAUUUUAUAUUUCAGUUUGACAUCCUUACCACAUAGUCCUUUAGCUCAAAAUUAACAUAGCCUAUUAUGAGUGUAUAUACUUUAUACAAUAUAUUACUCAAGGAAAAAAUAAUCAUGAUGUUAGGCAUCGUGAUGUGUAUUAGUUUUUUAUUACUUGCUAAUUUUUAUAUCUUCUGCCUUUUUCAUGUGUAAUCUCUGGUCUGUGCCUGUGUCCUAUGCUUUAGAAGUUACUUCUCUAUUUAUAUGAUGAUUUUUUUUUUCUCUAGAACUCCCACAUGUGUCUCGCAUCCUGCGUCUUAUUGCCUGUAUCUCUGCCAAGUCUCCUCUAUUUUCCUCUCCCUCCAACUGCAAACUUUACCUUUUCACCUCAUAUAUAGAAACUAGUUUUGAUACACAUACAGCCAUAGUAGGUACAUUAUACAGUUAUAGUGGAAUGGGAUCAUCAUCAUUCUCUUUACUAGAUAGUAAAAUACAUUGUUGUAUUAAGGAUAAUAUUGUGAUUUUG
Molecule: messenger RNA, 6068 nt
Organism: Macrobrachium nipponense
Lineage: Eukaryota; Metazoa; Arthropoda; Malacostraca; Decapoda; Palaemonidae
Product: F-box/LRR-repeat protein 20-like
Exons: 10
Coding region: 547-1824 (425 amino acids)
Cellular component (GO): cytoplasm
Molecular function (GO): protein binding
Source: RefSeq, a predicted model, not a curated record